Molecule: messenger RNA, 3249 nt
Organism: Terrapene triunguis (Three-toed box turtle)
Lineage: Eukaryota; Metazoa; Chordata; Testudines; Emydidae
Gene: TRIM47
Product: tripartite motif containing 47
Exons: 6
Coding region: 4-1920 (638 amino acids)
Molecular function (GO): zinc ion binding; protein binding
Source: RefSeq, a predicted model, not a curated record
AGCAUGGAGAACGGCUCGGCCGGCGGCAGCCUGCCCAGCCCACAGGACUCCCCUUUCGGCUGCCCCAUCUGCCUGGACACUCUGAAGGACCCGGUCACCAUCCCCUGCGGCCACAACUUCUGUCUGGGCUGCCUAGGGGCGCACAGACACCGCCCGGGGGCCGGGGCGGGCGGCGGGCAGGGCGCCCCCCGCUGCCCGCUGUGCCAGGAGCCCUUCCCGGCCGACCUCCAGCUCCGCAAGAACCACACGCUGUGCGAGCUGCUCCAGCUCCGCCAGCCGCCGCCCGGCGCCCGCAGCCCCAUGGCCCCGCCGGCGCCCCCGGAGAAGGAGGCCCCCGGCCCGUCGGAGCCCGGCGGCGCCCCCCAGCGACAGGAGCCGGAGGAGGCGCAGGAGGGGGGGGUGCUGUGCGAUGUCUGCCCCGAGGGCGAGCGGGCCACGGCGGCCCAGUCCUGCCUGGUGUGCCUGGCCUCCUUCUGCCCGCCCCACCUGCAGCCCCACCUGCGGAGCCCGGCCUUCCAGGGCCACCGCCUGGUGCCCCCGCUGCGCCGCAUCGAGGACAGCCUAUGCAAGCUGCACCUCCGGCCGCUGGAGAGCUUCUGCCGCACCGACCAGGCCUGCAUCUGCCAGCUGUGCCAGGGCCAGGAGCACCGGAGCCACGAGGUGGUGGCGGUGGAGGUGGAGCGGGAGCACAAGGAGGCCCAGCGACCCAAAAUCCUGAGCUGUGUGGAGAACCAGCUGGUCGAGCUGGGAGUCACCGUCGCGCAGACCAGAAAGACCGUGGAGCUCAUCAAAAGCGCCGCCCUGAAGGAGAAGGAAAAAGUCAGCAGGCUCUUUGAUGAAGCAUCCAGAGCUCUGGUGACCUUCCAGAAAGAGGUGACUGGCUUCAUCGAGGAUGGCGAGCGAUCCAUGCUGCUUGAGGCUGAAGCAGAUCUCCGGCAGAAGGAGGAGAAGCGUGCCACGCUGGCUCAGUGCAGGCAGAACCUGGAGAGGGUUCCGAGCACGGAUACCAUUUACUUCCUACAGGAGUUCCAGGCCUUAAAAAUAGCAGCUGAGGAAAAGAGUUCCCUGUGUCCAAGCUUCCAGAAGGAACUGAGCUUCACCAAGUCCAGCCAGGCUGUGUGUGCCGUGAAGGAGCUGCUGGUGACUGCAUGCAAGAACCAGUGGGACCAAUUGCUGGGGAAGGGGUAUGAAGAGUCUGGUUUCCAUGGGAUGCAAGAAGCAGUCACUGAGCCCCAACCUUCGGACAAAUCAAACAAUCCAGCCUGCUUGGAGACAAGAGACUAUUUCCUGAAAUUUGCCUUCAUCAUCGAUUUGGACAGCGAUACCGCGGACAAGUUCCUCCAGCUGUUCGGAACCAAAGGGGCCAAACGAGUAUUGAACCCCAUCGGCUACCCCGAGAGCCCAACCAGGUUCAUCAACUGCGAGCAGGUGCUGGGCGAGAACCUGAUGAACCGAGGCAACUACUACUGGGAGGUGGAAAUCAUCGACGGCUGGGUGAGCAUCGGCGUCAUCGCCGAGGACUUCAACCCGCGGGAGUCCUACGACAGAGGCCGCCUGGGGAGGAACGAGAAAUCCUGCUGCCUGCAGUGGAAUGGACAGAACUACGUGGCCUGGUUUGGUGGCUUCGAAUCCGUUAUCCAGCAGCCCUUCUUUCACACGAUCGGGGUGUACCUGGAGUAUUCAGAAAAGGCACUGACCUUCUACGGGGUCAGGGACACCAAGAUGACGUGUCUCCAACAGCUCAAGGUUGCCCGCUUCAAAAAAGGCCACUUUGACCCCUUCCAGAAUAAGAUCAACCACCAGUUCCCAUCGCUGUUUGCUUAUAACCUCAAACCAGCUUUUUUCCUUGAAAGCGUAGAUGCCCAUAUGCAGAUUGGGCCGUUGAAGAAAGAUUGUGUUUCAGUGUUAAAGCGGAGGUAACUUGCAGAGAAGACCCAGGAGUCUCUCUUGUAAUUGUUUACCAGCACCGUGGCUUAUAUAGUCUUCUCUCUGGAAUAGCCCUGCCAACCCACUCUAGCCCUGUGCUGUUUGUAACCCAGGGGUUAACAAACAGAAGUCGCCUCUUAGCGGAUAAAGCCCUGGACUGGGACUCAGGAGACCUGGGUUCUGUUUCUGGCUCUGCCAUUGGGUGACCGUGGGUAAGUCACGUCACCGCUCUGUGCCUCAGUUUUCCCAUCUGUAAAAUGGGAGUAAUUAUACUAACCUGCUUUGUAAAGUGCUUUGAGAUCUACUGAGGAAAAGCAAUAGAUAAGAGCUAGCUAUUAUUAUUAUCUUUAAAAAACGGGCAUUUUAUGAUGGCCUAUCCCUGCCAGCCCUCCAUUCCUAACCAAGGGGAUAUAAUCUUAGUGACCGCUCCGACCAUAUGAUCCCACAGUUACUCUGCUCUGUGCCUUAUUCCACACUGUAAAUGCGGGAUGGUCGUUUAAUACGUGUUAGCCCCCCGACACCUUCAAAAUCUGCUUUCUGGGCGAACGCCUCCUAGACAAUGCUUUAAAAAGAGCAGGUACAGCAUGGGCUGUACAAAUACAAUGCUCUACACAGCAGCAGUACACUGAACCACCAGCGUGCCUCAACCUUAUUCUGGAGGGACCAUAUCUAAGAGUGAGAGCGCCCCCCCAAGACAUACGGAUGCUGUGCAUAAAGACACCUCAUGUCCCAAAGCAGGGAGGUGAUAGACCAGCACCAAUGAGAUCACACCUAGAAUGCUCAACUGAGUCCAACACACCUCCACACCAGAAAGAGGGAGACAGGAAUUCAGGGAAAACCAGCAAGAAUGACUACGGGUGUGGGAGGGAUGGGUUGAUUGAGGAAAGAUUAAAAGAAGUCCUGGAUUGGCUGCAGGAUGACGAUGGGACAUGACGCCGAUGCACAAGGAUGUAACCGCAUUUUAGUAAGAAUUGUUAGGGGUGGUAAGUAGGGCUAUAACUAGGAGGAAUGGGAUGAAAUUAAGGAGAAUGAAAGUUGAAUAUCAGGGAAACUUCUUAAUGGCGAGAUCUAUUCUUUUGUGGAAUAGUCUCCCAAGGGAAAUGGUGGAAGACCCCUGUGAUGGGUUGGAUCACAGAAACCCCCUGGGGCUGCCAACUGAUGUGCCAAGACUACUACUACCCCUGCUGGGACUCCAGCACCCUGUCUUGUUGAGCCAGACGCGCUAGGCUGCUCCAACACAGGCCCAGGGUCCGAACCACGUGCCCCAAAGCUGCAGAUUUAACUGAAAGCAGCUUAAGAAGUGUUCCUGUCUUUAACACUCAG